Molecule: messenger RNA, 3333 nt
Organism: Salvelinus namaycush (lake trout)
Lineage: Eukaryota; Metazoa; Chordata; Actinopteri; Salmoniformes; Salmonidae
Gene: myt1b
Product: myelin transcription factor 1b
Exons: 22
Coding region: 1-3333 (1110 amino acids)
Biological process (GO): regulation of transcription by RNA polymerase II
Cellular component (GO): nucleus
Molecular function (GO): zinc ion binding; DNA-binding transcription factor activity, RNA polymerase II-specific; RNA polymerase II cis-regulatory region sequence-specific DNA binding
Source: RefSeq, a predicted model, not a curated record
AUGAGUGUGGAGAGUGAUGACAAGCGAAGCACACGCUCCAAGGGAAUCAGAGUUCCCAUAGAGCUUGUUGGACAGGAGCUGAGCUGCCCCACCCCUGGAUGCAAUGGCUCUGGCCACAUCAGUGGGAGAUAUUCACGACACAGAAGUGUGCUGGGCUGCCCCUUGGCCAGGAAGCGACGUCUGGCAGACGCUGAGGCAGAGCAGGACCAGCCCUCCUCUAAAAGGAAGUCCCACCCUCUAAAGCUGGUCAUGGACGAGGGCUUCGGCAUGGACAGUGAUGGGAGCAGCGAAGAGGUAGAGGAGGAGGCCAAAGAGGAGGAGAAAGAGGAGGACGAGAAGGAGGAGAAGACAGAAGAGCUGACCCAGGAACAGCCACAGCAGGAAGAAGAAACCGAGGAGGAGCAGAAGGAAAGGGAGGAGGAGAACACAGAUCAGGAGGAGGAGGAGAACACAGAUCAGGAGGAGGAGGAGAACACAGAUGCAGAUGAAGAUAGGGUGGAGGAGGAAGAGGAGGAGGAGGAGGAAGAUGAGAAGGCUGAGGAAGAUGAAGAGGAGGAAGAGUAUGAAGAGGAGAGAAGGGAAGCAAAGCACCAGCCACAUGAGAUACUAGAGGAAGAGGAAGAGGAGGAGGGGGAGGAGGAGGAGGAUGAAGAUGACAUUGAGGAGGUGGACGUGAGAGUGCACCCUGUCUUCCUGCCCACCACCAUCACCAUCACUGCAGCAGCUCAGGGACCAGCCACACAGAGGGAGAGAGAAGAGCACAGAGCCAGGACUACAGAGGAUUACAUCUCCCACAGGACCAGCCACCUAGAGAACUACAACCCCCACAGGACCAGUCCACUGGAGAACUACAAUCCCCACAGAGUCAGCCCCUUACAGCACUACACCUCCCAUAAGGCCUCAGCAGCCUCUGACAUCAUCGAGGUGCGUUCAGAGGAUUCGGGUAGGGACUACGAUGAAGAAGAUGGUGAGGAGGAGGAAGAAGGUGACAGUUUGUCUCAGAGGUGGACAGAUGAGUCAGAGAUGUAUGAUAUGACCCGGGGCAACCUGGGGCUUCUGGAGCAGGCCAUCGCCCUGAAGGCAGAACAGGUGAAGGGGCCUCGCGACCUCCUCCUCCUCCGUCACCCCGUCGUCACCCCGGAGCUCCACCACCGCUACUUCACCAUGGACGACCGGCCCAAACACCUGGACACCAUGCGCAAGAGCUACUUCAGCAGUAAAGAGGGCAGCAGGCCAGAGAAGAGGGAGAUCAAAUGCCCCACCCCUGGCUGUGACGGGACUGGUCAUGUUACCGGACUCUACCCUCACCACCGCAGCCUGUCUGGCUGUCCUCACAAGGACAGGAUCCCCCCUGAGAUCCUGGCCAUGCAUGAGAACGUGCUGAAGUGUCCGACUCCAGGCUGCACCGGACAGGGCCAUGUUAACAGCAACCGCAACACCCACCGCAGUUUGUCAGGAUGCCCCAUCGCAGCCACAGAGAAGCUGUCCAAGAGCCACAACCUUGACAAGCAGCAUCUCUCCCAGCCAAUCAGAGAGCAUCUCAAAGAAAGUCCCAACAACAAUGACAGAGUUUUGAGGCCCAUGUGCUUUGUGAAGCAGCUGGAAGUACCUCACUAUGGGCAGUACAGGCCCAAUAUGUUGCCUGCCACACCUCGUGCCAACCUGGCCAAGGAGCUGGAGAAGUACUCCAAGGUCUCCUUUGAUUAUGCAAGCUUCGACUGUCAGGUGUUUGGGAAACGCAUGCUUGCUCCAAAGAUACCGACCAGCGAAGCCUCACCCAAAGCCUUCAAAUGUUUUGGAAAGACUGCCUCCUCUUCUGCCUACGACUACUCCCAUGAAGCCCAGGCAGCCCACAUGGCUGCCACCGCUAUCCUAAACCUGUCCACGCGCUGCUGGGAGAGGCCUGAGAACCUGAGCACCAAGCACCAGGACCUGGCUAGCAAGAGCAUGGACAUCGAGGUGGACGAGAAUGGGACUCUUGACCUGAGCAUGAAGAAGCCCGUCAAACGUGAGGGCACCAGCCCUGGGGUAUGUUCCCCGGACCCCUCCUCUUCCUCUUCCUCCCUGCACCACGGAGGCAACAGUGGCAUGACCUCGCCCCACACGGGCCACGCCUACAAACAGGAACACUGGGAGGAGCCUCUGGACUACACCAAACCCAACCGCCAACGGGAGGAGGAUACAGAGGAGAUGGAGCACCACACAGCGCGGUCAUUUGCCUCGUCCGACCCUGAGGACAUGGACCUGAUGCAGGACUACCCCGAGGAGCGGAAGUACCCUGGAGAGGUCACCACCCCAAACUUCAAGGUCCAGUUCCAACAGCCAAAGGAUUGCAAGAAAGAUGUGCUCCUGUGCCCCACUCCUGGCUGUGACGGCAGUGGCCACAUCACUGGAAACUAUGCAUCCCAUCGCAGUCUGUCUGGGUGUCCUCUUGCUGAUAAGAGUCUUCGGUCCCUCAUGGCGACCCACUCUGCUGAACUCAAGUGCCCCACUCCAGGAUGUGAUGGUUCAGGACAUAACACUGGAAACUACGCCUCCCACAGAAGUUUGUCUGGGUGCCCCCGUGCCAAGAAAGGUGGAUUAAAAACAUCUCCCACCAAGGACGACAAGGAGGACUCCGAGCUCUUAAAAUGCCCUGUGCCUGGCUGUGACAGCCUGGGUCACAUCAGUGGGAAGUAUGCCACACAUCGCAGUGCCUAUGGGUGCCCGCUGGCUGCCCGCAGGCAGAAGGAGGGGCUGCUCAACGGUAACCCUUUCUCCUGGAAGGCCUUCAAGACAGAGGCCCCUACCUGCCCCACCCCCGACUGCGAUGGAUCAGGACACGCCAACGGCAGCUUUCUCACACACCGCAGUCUCUCUGGCUGUCCCAGAGCCUCCUUUGCCAAGAAGAAAGCCAAGUUCCCUGGAGAGGAGUACCUGAGCACCAGGUUCCGGGCCAGUGACGUUCUGGAUAAUGACGAAGACAUCAAGCAACUCAACAAGGAGAUCAAUGAGCUCAACGAGACCAACAACGAGAUGGAGACAGACAUGGUGAACCUGCAGACACAGAUCUCAUCCAUGGAGAAGAACCUGAAGAACAUUGAGGAGGAGAACAAGCUGAUUGAGGAGCAGAACGAGGCUCUCUUCAUGGAGCUAUCUGGCCUCAGCCACGCCCUGAUCCGCAGCCUGGCCAACAUACGUCUCCCACACAUGGAGCCAAUCACUGAGCAUAAUUUCAACAGCUACUUGAGCACCCUGACUGACAUGUACACCAACAAGGAGUGCUUCCAGAACCCAGAGAACAAGGCGCUGCUGGAGAGUAUCAACAAGGCUGUGAAGAGCAUCAAGGUGUAA